This is a messenger RNA of Neocloeon triangulifer, 1352 nucleotides long. It is a transcript of the gene U2A, whose product is annotated as U2 small nuclear ribonucleoprotein A'. The record is from RefSeq and is a predicted model, not a curated record. The transcript is spliced from 5 exons. Gene Ontology annotation, cellular component: U2 snRNP. The coding region runs from base 136 to 906 and encodes 256 amino acids. Gene Ontology annotation, molecular function: protein binding; U2 snRNA binding. Gene Ontology annotation, biological process: mRNA splicing, via spliceosome. Lineage: Eukaryota; Metazoa; Arthropoda; Insecta; Ephemeroptera; Baetidae.
AACUAAAUUAGCAGAAAAGUCAGAAAAAGAAAAGCCGGUCCCGCGUCCCGCUUGUUUGUUUUGCCGCGUGUGUUGUAAACAAAAACGCCGAGAGUGUGAGAUUUCCGCAGAAAAAGGUCACGAGAAAGGUCAGACAUGGUCAAGUUGACCCCGGAACUGAUCCAGCAGUCGGUACAGCGGAUGAACCCGGUCAAGGACCGCGAACUCAUCCUCAGAGGGUACAAAAUCCCCGUGAUCGAAAACAUGGGCGCCACCCUGGACCAGUUUGACACAAUCGACUUCUCGGAAAACGACAUCCGCAAGCUGGACGGCUUUCCUCUUUUGAAGAGACUCAAGUGCCUCCUCCUCAACAACAACCGCAUCGUGCGGCUGUCGGAGCACCUGGAGCAGCACGUGCCGAACCUGGAGACGCUGGUGCUGACGGGCAACAUGCUGAUGGAGCUGGGCGACCUCGACCCGCUGGCCUCGCUGACCAAGCUGCAGGUGGUCAGUCUGCUGCACAACCCGGUCACGGCGCGCCCUCACUACCGCGCCUACCUCAUCUUCAAGCUGCCCAACCUCAGGCUGCUCGACUUCCACAAAGUCAAGCUCAAGGAGCGGAAGGAGGCGGAGAGUUUGUUCAAGAGCAAAAAGGGCAAGGAGCUGCAGCGCGAAAUCCAGCGCAAGGCCAAGACGUCGGUGGCCGAGGGGGUCAAGUUGCAUGGGCCAAGUCAGGAGGAGAUGCGCGCCAUCAGGGAGGCCAUCGCCAAGGCCACCAGCCUCGAGGAGGUCGAGCGCCUCAACCGACUCCUCCAGGCCGGACAAAUCCCCGGCAGAAUCCAAUCCCUCAUUGCCGAGAGCGUUCCGCAGCCUGGAGGGGAAAACAUUGAGGAGGAGGAAGAUGACGAGGAGAUGAACGGACACUGAUGAUUGUAAGUUGGGCAGUGUCGGUUCCAAAUUCAUCUCUUUGACGCUGCCGCCUUUUUGUAAAUAAUUGUGUCGGAUGUUGAGCCGUGUGAAAAGAACAGACACUUUACUUUCCACUUGUAUUCGUAAAAUAAAGAAAUGGAUGCGAAGUUUGUGCUUUGACCUAAGCCAAAGUGACUGAGAAAGCGCUUUUCCUCUCCAAAACUAUUACAUCUUGCCAAGUUGUUCUUUUAGUGCUGCUGAGCCAAAAUCGGCCCAGGUAAAGAGAGACCCAAGCGGUGAGUAUUGUUUGUUUUUUGAUCAGAAAGGAAAGAAGAUCAAAGUUGGUCUCUAAACACAUUUUAUUUUGCAACUGUACUGGAAUGAGAGUAAACUUUGGCAUAAUUUCAAAUCAACAAGAGGAUAAAUAUUUCAACAGGUUACAAUAAAAGGCACCAAAAUCAACU